AAAUCCUUGUUUUAAAUGUAUUAUGUUGCAUACACUGUGCAGAAUAGUUUUGUCCUUUUUUUGUUUAACAGCAAAUUUUAUCUUGCAAUUACAGAUUUAAAAUGUGAGUCUCAUCACCGGCAGAAACGAGCUACCACCAUUUCAGAAGUCAUAAACAAGUUGGUAAACACAUAUAAUCAAACUGAAAAGUUGAAAAGAGAGUGCUGUCUGGAUGGCAUGAAGGACAUCCCUGUUGCAUACACAUGUGAGAGGCGGAGCAAUUACAUUUUGGACGGCCCAGAUUGUGUUACAGCUUUCUUGCACUGUUGUAAUGAGAUACAAAAAGAGCACGCUAAGCGAAGAGAAGAAAUACUUCAUUUGGCCCGUAGUGAGGUGGAUGAUUAUUACAUGAGUAACAAAAUAACAACACGAAGCAAAUUCCCUGAAAGCUGGCUUUGGUAUGAUAUCACAUUACCUGGAUGCCCUGGGCAAGAUCCAAACUGUGGCAGCACAGUCUUUAAGAAAAAAUAUGCAUUGCCUGACUCUAUCACCACAUGGCAGCUGACUGGAAUUAGUUUGUCAAACACUCACGGUAUCUGUGUGGCAGAGCCAUUAGAGGUCAUUGUUAAAAAACCUUUCUUCAUUGACCUCAGGCUACCGUACUCUGCUGUCCAUGGAGAACAACUUGAAAUUAAAGCAAUUUUACAUAACUACCAUGAUGAUCCCGUCAGUGUACGUGUGGACCUCCUUGAAGAAAAAGAUGUGUGUAGCGCAGCCUAUAAGCGGCAAAGGUUUCAGCAGCAAGUUAGAGUUGGGGCCCAAACUACACGUGCUGUACCAUUCAUUAUUAUCCCAAUGAAGGAAGGGGAAGUCAAAAUUACGGUUAAAGCAGCUGUUAUAGAUUCAGACAUAAACCUCUCAGACGGAAUUGAGAGAAAAUUGCGGGUUGUGCCUAAAGGUGUAUUGAAGAAAUCCGUUAGAAAUGUACUACUUGCCCCUGCUGAGAAAGGUGUUGGUGGUAGACAAGACGUAACUAUAAAUAGUGAGAUUUCUGAAACAGAGCUUGUUCCAGGCACACCUUUGAAUACACACAUCUUUGUCACAGGACGGGAACAGAUGAGUUCACUAUUGGAGAAUGCUAUUAGUGGAAAAUCCAUGGGAACACUGAUCAAAGCACCUGGAGGCUGUGGAGAGCAGAACAUGAUCACCAUGACCCUGCCGGUCAUUGCUACGUUGUAUCUAGACAAAACCAACCAAUGGGAAGCUGUAGGCUUUCAGAAACGAACGGAAGCUCUCGAACACAUCAAAAUUGGUUACAAAAAAGAAUUUGCUUACCGUAACAAUGAUGGCGGAUUUGCUCUAUUUCCUUAUUUUUCAAGUGGCACUUGGUUGACUGCCUAUGUUGCCAAGGUCUUUGCUAUUGCCCAUGGUCUUGUGGAAGUGGACAAAAACGUAAUCUGCGGGGCUAUUCAAUUUCUUAUUCUCAAAUCAAAGAACUCUGCUGGAAUGUUUAAGGAGGAUGGAUAUAUGUACCAUUUUGAAAUGAUUGGUGAUGUGGCUGGUAGAGAUUCACAUGCCUCCAUGAAAGCUUUUUGCCUGAUUGCCAUGCAAGAGUCCCGAUCAAUAUGUUCUGACAUUCAAGAUCUGAAUGAUGUUAUUUACCAAUCAGUAACUUACCUGGAACAACAUCUUCCUCAACUAACCAACCCCUAUGCUGUUGCAAUAACGUCAUAUGCUUUGGCGAAUGAAAAUAAGCUGAACAAAGAUAUUCUCUACCAGUAUGCUGCUCCAGACAAAUCCCACUGGAAUUCAUCCACAACCCAUGAAAACACACUGGAAGCGACUGCAUAUGCUCUUCUUGCCCUUGUCAACAACAGGUCCUUUACAGAGGCAAAACCUAUCGUAAGAUGGCUCAGCCAACAGCAAAAGUCUGAAGGAGGCUAUGGAUCAACACAGGCCACAAUUAUGGUAUACCAGGCUGUAGCAGAGUACUGGGCAAACGCUGAAGAACCUAAAUAUGAUCUGAAUGUGGACAUUACCUUACCAGGCAGGUCAAAUCUUCUCAAGUAUAAUUUCUUCCAAGGAAGUCAAUAUGCAACAAAAUCCAACAAGUUUCUAGGCAUAAACAAGGAUGUAAAAGUUACAGCCACAGGAACAGGGGAAGCUACUUUGAAGAUGGUAUCAUUCUAUUACGCAAUGCCUAAAGAAGAUGUAAAUGACUGCACAAUGUUCAACCUGACUGUGGAGCUUACAGCAGAACCGAGCAAUAAUGAGAAGAGCUCAUACAGGCUGACGCUAGAAUUUUUCUUUAAGAGCAGAGAACGCAAUGCAACAAUGUCUAUUUUGGAUAUCGGUUUGCCAACUGGGUUCAAUUUUGAUAAAGAAGACCUGGACAAAAUGUCAAAAGGACCCUCACGCCUUUUUUCAAAGUAUGAGAUUGACAAAAUUUUGACAGAUAAAGGCUCACUGAUCAUUUACCUCGACAGGGUUUCUAACACACAGCCAGAGAUGAUCUCUUUCAGGAUCCAUCAGGAGGUCAAAGUGGGCAUGUUGCAGCCAGCUGCUGUGUCUAUCUAUGAAUACUAUGACAGGAAACCUUGUAAGAAAUUCUACCGCCCUGGGCGAGAAACUGGAGAGCUGCUGAGCCUUUGUCACGGUCAUGUGUGCGGAUGCGCUGAAGAGAACUGCAGCAUGCAGAAAAAGGAGAAAAUCAGAAAUGAUGAGCGUACUGCAAAGGCUUGUGAAGUUUCAUUAACCUACAAAAUAGACUUUGUGUAUAAAGCAAGAGUGGAAAACUUUGUUAAUUCUUGGUCCACUGACAUUUAUACUGUACAAAUACUGGAAGUAAUCAAGACAGGAACAGAUGAGCAGGCAGAAGGGGAACUUCGUACGUUCAUCGGCUAUCGUCACUGCAGAGCAGCUCUCGAUCUGACUCCAGGCCAAACCUACCUGAUCAUGGGCUCAUCCAAAGACAUUCGUAUCGAUUACAAAAACCGACAGUAUCAGUAUGCGUUUGAUGAGAACACCUGGAUUGAGUACUGGCCCAGUGCAGAAGAGUGCCAGGUGGAGAAAUACCGCCCUACCUGCUUGGGCUUAGAAGAACUGGUUGAUCAGCUCCAAGUCUUUGGAUGUCAGAUGAAAUGAUACAGUAAAUAUAAUACUACUCUGAUAUGAAAAUAAAACUGAGAUAGCACACGGUUAUCAUAUAAUUUUGUGAUAUUUUCCCUUGUGAAAUGUAAGAAUGUUGAUUUCAGCUGCUGCAUUUCAUAUUAAAUGCCAUGUGAAGGAAGCUUCUUAUUUUCUGGUUUUGUGUCAAACUGUUGAUUUCCAUGUCACUCUGUUGCCUUUUCCUUUACCCAGAAUGAAAAUGUGUUUUGAAAUAUUUGUCACAACUUGUCAAAACAUGAUUCUACGGUAUUAAAUUGAAUAUAUUUGGUAACUGCUGCAUAUCAAAUUAAUCACAGAGUGUGCCUUGAAACUGUGAUUGACUGUAUUUACAAACAAACAUUUCUGGCAACAUUGAUCAUUGAUGGGCAGAAUAAACCAUAGUAAUUGUUUAUAAGUAAAUAAAUGAAGACAUCAGUUAAUUAUAAAAACAAGCUGCAUUUUGAAACAUGCUGUCUUCUGAAAUUAAAUGGCUUACAUAAUUUGUACGCAUGCCUUGAAAGGAAAUGAAAGACUUGGAAUGUUGUUGAAAUAUCUGUUGCACUAUUAUGGCAUAACUGGAAUAAAUGACCAACUAAAAGAUGUGUUUCUGUCAAGAUGAUUGAAAAGUGUGAACCAGCUGCUGAGGUUUAGGGUUAGGUUUGUGAGCGGACUCAACAAAUUAGCCAGACAGUCACAGUGACAAGGCCUCAACCUUUGUUGUGUUGCAUCUUUGGUAUUCACCUUAGAGUCAUAUGUUACAGUAAAACUGGUAGAACAUUCAGUUGCAUGACCUUCAAAUAUUUGUACAGCGGGUGCAUGGGUGGGUGAAUGUGUGUGAGUUUGUUUAGGUGAGUCUGUUUGAGUUGAGUGGGUGAAUAUGUGGCAAUGUGUCUCCAGGGGCUUGUUUCAGCCAGCAGGAUUAACAAACUGAGGAAAAAGUGUAUACUCUAACCCUAGCCUGACACACAGGUUUAUAUACAAUUAAAAGAUAAUUAUUUAACAAAUUUUAUGAUUAUCCAAUGUAAAAGUAUUGCCAAAUAUGAUGCAAAAAGUUUAAAUACCGUGAGAUGCCACAAA
Molecule: messenger RNA, 4203 nt
Organism: Poecilia latipinna (sailfin molly)
Lineage: Eukaryota; Metazoa; Chordata; Actinopteri; Cyprinodontiformes; Poeciliidae
Product: complement C3-like
Exons: 27
Coding region: 16-3123 (1035 amino acids)
Cellular component (GO): extracellular region
Molecular function (GO): endopeptidase inhibitor activity; protein binding
Source: RefSeq, a predicted model, not a curated record